Onychomys torridus (southern grasshopper mouse) is the source of this 545-nucleotide messenger RNA. RefSeq names its product ribosomal protein S12 (gene Rps12). Gene Ontology annotation, molecular function: structural constituent of ribosome. Gene Ontology annotation, biological process: translation. The record is from RefSeq and is a predicted model, not a curated record. Gene Ontology annotation, cellular component: cytosolic small ribosomal subunit; ribosome. The transcript is spliced from 6 exons. Lineage: Eukaryota; Metazoa; Chordata; Mammalia; Rodentia; Cricetidae. The coding region runs from base 124 to 522 and encodes 132 amino acids.
CCAGCAGAGCGCUUAAAUACCGUCAUGCGGCCACAAGCGGCCUUUUCCCCUGCCGCCGCCGAAUUGCGCGGAGGCGGAGGCUCGGGUGCGUUCAAGAUUCGGCCUCACCCGUAAUCCACCGCCAUGGCCGAGGAAGGCAUUGCUGCUGGAGGUGUAAUGGACGUCAAUACUGCGCUACAAGAGGUGCUGAAGACCGCCCUCAUCCACGAUGGCCUAGCACGUGGCAUCCGCGAAGCUGCCAAAGCCUUAGACAAGCGCCAAGCCCAUCUCUGUGUGCUCGCUUCCAAUUGUGAUGAACCUAUGUAUGUCAAGUUGGUGGAGGCACUUUGUGCUGAGCACCAAAUCAACCUAAUUAAGGUUGAUGACAACAAGAAGCUAGGGGAAUGGGUAGGCCUCUGUAAAAUCGAUCGAGAGGGGAAACCACGGAAAGUGGUUGGUUGCAGUUGUGUAGUGGUUAAGGACUAUGGCAAAGAAUCUCAGGCCAAGGAUGUCAUCGAGGAGUACUUCAAGUGCAAGAAAUGAAUAAAUAAAAAUUUUGAAUCAUU